Spirodela intermedia is the source of this 9011-nucleotide messenger RNA. Lineage: Eukaryota; Viridiplantae; Streptophyta; Magnoliopsida; Alismatales; Araceae. The record is from the annotation of a GenBank genome assembly.
AUGGCGAGGACAGAGGAGGCGGUGCUGGAGUUCCUCCAUUCUAACGAGGAGAUUCCGGAUUCGCACCAGUUCGCCACCAGCUUGGGGCUCUUGCACGGCGAGCUCGAGAACGUCAUCAAGAGCCUCCAUGGUUUCCAGCUCGUCGUCGCGCAGGUCUUCCAAUCGAUCUCCGUAUAUGUGUCAACGGUGUGCCUUGUUUGGUAUGUUCUUUAAGGAUGUUUGGUGAAAGUUUGGGUGAUGGAGCAGGAUAUUAAGAAGGAGAGUUGGGUGCUGACUGAAGAGGGGGAGGCCUACGCGUCCUCCGGAUCACCUGAGGCGCAGCUCUUCUUCGGAGUGCCCCCGGAGGGAAUCUCCACUGACGAGUUGAAGGUUGACGGUUUAUUUUAUCAGCCGCUUUUUAUCCCUGGCUAAACUUCAUGCGUUUGUAUCGUCGUUCUUACGAUCCUCCUGUUAUGCAGAGGAAAUUGGGCGAUGGGAUUUUUAAGAUAGGGUCCGCUCAGGCCAGGAAAAAUGGAUGGAUAGACAUCGGGAAGCAGGGGGUGACGAGGAAGGUAAUAAUUCAUCACUUAUCCAUGGAAGGAGCUACAGCCUUCUGUAGUUGGCCAUAUUGCGCAACAAUGUACAUUAUGGACAGUAUUUAUUGCCGAAAAAUGAGAAACUUUUCUCCAUUCUGUAUGCUCCCCUCCGGUCACAUUUCUCCCCUUUCCAUCAACUCCACAGACCACGGCCCAUAUUCCAUGUUUCCCAAUCGACAUGCCCACUGUCCGGAUCCAUAUUCCAUGUUUUCAAUAAUGUGAAGAUGAAGACCUUGGAUCAGAGGCAAGCGAGUUAGUGUGGGCCUAGAAAGGGGUAAGCCAUUUGGUUCCAUCCUUAUGUCGGAGUCUGAGUCUGUGGCUGAGUAAAUUAGCAAUGGUGUCAAAAAAAUCCCUUGUGAUCUGAUCUUGUAAUGAGGGGCCAUGGUAUUCUACUGGUUUCAUUGUCGAUAAAGUCUCAAGCUUGUUAGAGAUGAGAGUUGGGUCAUUGUGUUCAGUGUCUCUUAGGCACUUGAGUGGAUGCAUUUUAUGAAGGUUAAUUACGCAUUUAAGAAGUGUAAAUCUUGCUUGUUUUUCUACUGUUGUACCGGUGUUUAUCUUCACAUCUCACUAUUUCUCAGUAGUAGAAAACGAGCUGCAUCCUCCUCAGAAGAUGCACAAAGAACAACUUGUUGUGGUUUGGGGUCAGGCUUUUUGACCUUUAUGGCCAAAGCACUAUUUUUCCUAGUAUAAAUGAAAACUGGUUGAUGUGCAGUGAUGGGGUUCGGAAAUUUUUUGUAGCAGCAUAGCACCUGAUGAAGAUUUCUAUCAUCAUUUCCUCUGACAAUUUUUUGCUGAAGUGAGGCAGAUAUAUUUCAUACUUGUCCCAGAAGGUUUAAAAAAUGAAUAUGAACAUAUAAACAGUGCAAACGGUUAUCAAUUUUCUUUCAAAUUGUUUUUCAAGUAGUCUGUCUUAUUAAUUUUGGUGAAGUCAUUUGUUGCAUCUCUGUUUGAUGUGCUCUUACUUGCAAUGUUAAUGCCUAAUUUAUGCAUAUUUUACUUACAAAAUGGCAAUAAGUAUGCACUCACUUUUGUGUUCUUCUGCUGAUACGUUUCUUUUGGCUUAAACAGACCGAACACAUUGAGGAUCGUGUCAAAGAUUUACUCAACAAAAUAAAAAAUGGGGAGGUGAGAGGUUCUUUCUUUAACAUUUGAUUAGUAUUGAACAGUUUUUAACGAAUGCUUGAUUCUUUUUUGAUUUUCUUGGCUUGGGCACAUUUGAGCAAUGGUUGCAUUUCAUCACAUUUCUUUGCAAAUUGUUGAGAGAUUCACUACUAAAUAUCCAAUUAAAGAGUUCUUUUUGCCUUUCUUGUACAUUUAUGCCCUUAGCUUAAUUGAUGCAAUGGUGUUGGUCAUGUGCUUUACCAAAGUAGGGUUCCAUCCUUAUAAAUACUGCAGAAUGGGGUAUGUGCAGGCCAAGAGGGAAUUUCUGGUCUGUUAACAACUCUGGUACAAUGAACGUAAUUGUACCAAAGUUUCUCUCUUUUAUCCUUUCAAACUUCCUCACAAAUGCAAUAAGAUACUAUGCUAUUCAUAUUCUAAUAAAGUUUUGUAGCGUUCUGAGCAUUUAUCUCAAUGUUGAAAGAUGGAGUCCUUUGCACUACCGUUAUACUGAAUUAUGCUGUCUCUAUGCCAGAGAUAUUCUAAUCACUUUGCCUAGGAAAUUCCUGUCCCAUUUCGCCAAUUCAUGUGCUGACUGUUUCCCAAUGGCAGGCGGACACAUGUAGCUGUUGGAGUUCCCAACUUUUUGUGAUCUAACAUUUUAGGGCUUAUGGUUGUUGAUGGAAUUUAUAUAAUCUAUUUCUUCCUGUCUUUCUAGCCAUUAAUUUGCUCUGCCACUUGUUGUACUUGAUUGGAAUCUGGCAAGUGUUGAAGGAUAACUGAGUUUUUCCUUCAUAUAUAUCCAGACUUUAUUGAAUUAUCGCAUUGAAAAGCAUGAACUAAAAUGAAGAGAAAGUUGAGCGGAUUAAGUUAAUUUCAUAAUAAAAUGCACAGUUAUCUCUCUUUUGGCCCAGAUAAAAUGUUUGGCAUGUUGAGGCAGUUUAUUAAUGCAAACUUUGUUUAUUUGUCCCAAGUUGGACUGUACGAUUUCAAACAUGUAGGAACAUAGUACAAAAACCUUUUAUGAUCAUGUGAAAUGUCCAAGGAUGAAACAAUGGUCCCAGAAAACAAGAUUUUUUUAUUUUAUUUUAUUUUCUUUAGAAUCGGCGUUGAGUCAGACACUGAGAUUAUAUCUCUGGGAUAGAGACAGCAUAACUCAGUAAUCAGUGAAACUUAAAAUGUUUUUGAAGGCUCUUUUUCGCAUAUCUCUGGGAUGAUUAUAUCUCAUAUUUCCAAUAGUUAUCUUCUCUGUUUCUGAUUCUUUUUCUGUGACCAUUUUUGUCUCCUUCUGACAUUAGUCUUCCAUAAUUCUUGUUUGGUAGGCUGUCAGUGAUGGAGAUGUUGCUGAUGUAAAGAAAAGAAAGCUUAUCGACAGACAGUAACUCUCUCUUUUGCACCUUUGACCCUUUUUUAUUUGUUUGAUGUUUUUUAGCCCAUUUGUCUGUUUAUUUAUUUUUUCCGCACUUCUUUUUAUUUGUCUGACAUUGUCUUUGCUUUGGUUUUUUUCUUUUUUUAUAGGAUAUGGAAAGGGUACUCCUUGACGAAAGGUCCGAAGUACACCAUAAAAAGGAAAAGAGUUGUCACAGAUUUAACACGAGAAAUUUUGCUGAGGUAUUUGCAUGUUAUCUUUAGCUAUCCUUACCUGAUGUAUAAUUUACGUUUUCUUUUUAGUCUAGAUAGAUGGUAUGGUGUGAGUAAUGCUACAUUGUCAAUUUUACGUAUGCUUGUGACAAGUUACAUGUUGUCAAUUCACUAGAACUAUUUCAUCAUAUUCCUAUAUAAUCUCAAUAAGUCGCAAUGAAGAGUGGGUUAUUUCGGAUUCUAUUGGAAUUAAAGGCACGAUGCUUGAAAAUUUUGUUUGGUUGCGAUGGAAUUUCUUUUAGAACAGUGUAUCAACAUGAUAGCAAAAGAUUGAAGAGAAAAAGGGAUCUAUAUGAAUUGUGUCAAUAUGCUCUAGAAAGAGCUAUGUGCAGAAUCUCCACAUUCUACGACAAGCUGGUGGAGACUAUAAAUCAGUGAAUGUUUUCAGCUGGUGGAGACUACAACUUGAGGGAACAAGUUCUUUCAUUCCAAUCUGCAUGCAAUAAAUGUUGUCACUCAAAGGUGACCCAAAUGAGUAGCUAUUCCCUUCAUGUUAUAUUUGCCAAAAGAAUUGUAUCCACGAUAAGCCACCAAUAUCUUGCUCACCUUUGAGUAGCCAUCCUUGGUGCCAACAUUUUUUUCUCCUCUGAUACACCAGGGGAUGCCUCCGAAGACCUUUUUUAAUUUAAUAGAUGCUUCAAUGACUUUACACUAUCUGAUGUGAGAGUUCAAUAUUGCAUAUAAAUGUGAUUAGUGUGAAGUCCUCUGUGAUUAGGUGUCUUUAUAAAAUCCCACGCUCAGAAAAUGCUUGGUGCUUUGUGCCUCUGAUAAGAUAGGAUAACAUGAGCGAAUGGUAUUUACCUUCUUUUUCCCAUCACUACUUCUGUCAAAUCUGUUUUUUCUACAGACAAUUUUCUUGUCAAGAGAAAACCAAAAGUUGUGUUGGUUACUUAAAUAUCCUUAAUAUCUAUUGACCGUAGAAUCAAAGAUCUCUACGGUGAUAGCAUCUUUAGCCUCUGCUUCCAGACAGAAUAAAGAGUACUACAACUCCUGUCCUUCCAAAAGAGGACCGGAUACAAUUUUGUGAGAAAAUGGAAGUAUCUACACUCACUAUAUCAGUAGGAUGUGGGAUAUCUCUCUGGAUCUGGGAAAGGUUAUUCAUAGUAUUCGUACUUGCUUGUUCUCCUGUACUAACCUUGAUUUACAUCCUUUAUGUAUCGUAAAAUAAAAGCAAACCUAGCUUCCACAAACUGUGUGCAUUCAUCAUUAUUUACUGGUAUUAUUUUGUGUCACAUAUGCACAUUGUUAUUUUGAAAUGUGUGUAUUGUGGGCAUGUUCUGUUUCUCACUUAUUGGCAUGGCAUAUUAUUGGGAUGAUAAAAAUGACUUGAGUUUCUUGAACCAUGGAUGUUUUGAGAAUGCUUAUAAUUUCUUGUUCGAUGAAUUUCGAAGGGGUGACUGGAAGGAUCUUGAGUUCAAGGAAUAUAAUUUAAAUGCAGGAGCACGCCCCCUUGAAUAUGGCUGUGACCAUCCUCUUCUAAAGGUAGGCGUUAAAAUGUUCCAUCUAGUUGAUUACAUUUUGAUGUUUAUAAGUGCAUUGCUCAUCUUAAGUAGCAUUGUGUGCCAGAGAAAUUACUCCCACUUCAUGGAUACAAUCCUGUUAGAUGUGUUAUUAGGAAGGGGGCAACUUCUCUUCUUCGUGUAUAAAGCUUUUAUUAUUAUUGGGGACUUUAAUCUCUUGCGAUGCCUAGUAUCCUUACCAUUCCUUUCUUUUGUUGUUCAAGGAAAUAUAUCAAGUUUCAAUUAUCUGUGUUAUUACCCUUUGGUAGUUUAGAGCUCCCUACGAAAGAUGAGAUAUCCGCCAUCCUACACAUAAUCGAUUUACCUUAUCCCAUAGUUCCAUGAAUUAGCUUUGUCGUUUGCGUUACAGUCACAUUUCCCUCAAUUGAGUCUCGCUUAUAUCUUGUUUGUUCCAAGCCAUUUCUCACCUCAGUUAUGCCCAUCCAAUGCUCCUGUAUAUUCUUUUUUAGUAACCCCCUUUGUAACUUGCACCCCUUGUUAUACUAUUUUUUCACGAUGAAUAUUCUGCCAUGGUCAGUUGUUCAUACUCACAUUUAUAUUCGACUGGAUUUAUUAUACUGAUUUUCAAAAAUAAUAUAAAAAACCUAUGGUGAAAUUGAUGAACUCUAUUGAGUUUGCAUUGGAUGGCUGAAUAUUCUAACAUGAUAUUUUAGGUGAUGCAUGUACUUUAUCUCUAUUCUCUGUUCGACAAGGAUCAAAAGUUGGUCGCUAUGUGACGAGGCAUAUUAGAGUAGUCUCAUAAUAGAAAGCUUAAAGAAAACGUUGUGGCAAUAUGGAUGGGCCUAUCAGCUCAUUUAUCACCUGGCUUUGACAUGGAUGACCUGAUUCCUUAAAAAAUCUUAGGGUUGCAUAGUUUCUUUAUCUACCUUACAUGUUUCUUCUGAUAAUUUGUAAGUUUAUGCACAUGCCUAGACUCUAACUUCCAUUUCCAUCUCCAAUGCCAAAUUUAAUCCUUCAUUCGAUGGAUAAUGUGGAUGUGUUUAACAUGCCUCUUUCUUUCAUUCUUUCAGGUGCGGGAGCAAUUUCAGAAUAUCUUCCUUCAAAUGGGGUAAAAUGUUAGCUGGUGGAAUUUAGUGUUGAUAUUGUGCACGAUCUUUUAAUUUCUCAUAGGUGCACUUCACGAGGAUGGGUUGAAAACAGCUGAUCUGUUUAUCUGAUCCCAGUCGGAUACUUACACUUCUGAUGACUUGUGAUUUCUUUUUCUGCAGUUUUGCUGAGAUGCCAACGAAUAAAUUUGUUGAAAGCAGGUAAUAAACUGCAUUGUCUUCUAGUUUUUCAUUUGCAUUCAUAUCUAUCCGGUACAUUUGUAAGCACUCUACGAGGAAGACUAGAUUCCUGUGAUUGAACUUACCAUCCGUUUUGCGCCACUCCUGAACUCCUUAUUUCCUUCCCUUCAUGACUGAUGCCGUUGAACCAUGUAUGCAAUAGUGUGUACGUAUGUGCAUUGCUUUCUUGCUGAAGAGGGAUGGAGAAUAUUAACAUAUAUUUAUAUAUAUCAGCAACAACCGGUUUUAUUAUGGGACAGCUUCUGAUUUUUUAUAUCAAUCUAUUAUGGGCCUCUGCAUUUAGCAUUGGGUAAACCUCAUACAAUGACAGUCCUAGUUCUACCAUAUCCUCUGUUUCAUUUCUUCUGGAACAAUAACAAGAACUAUUUGGAUUAUAGAUCUACUACUAGAAAUUCAAUACGUAAUUUCAACAUUCAGUUUAUGUUUCUGAAUAAUUAUAUAUAUAUAUAUAUAUAUAUCAUGAAUGCUAUUUUUAGUAUGAAUAAAUUGAUCCAGAGCUGUUUCUCAAGUUUGACUGAAGAGCCAAACUGACAUGCGUGAGUUGGAAUGAGAUGACGAAGCACGGUUUGAAGCUAUUUUCUCCUAUUAUCAAAAGUGUUUGGUGGGAGAAAGUUGCCCACAUAAUAUGCAUUAGGUUUUCAAAUCCGUUUCCAGAAGUUUCCCUAGGAGGAAACUGGUGUAAGAUUAAUGAAUUAUGUCGCUUUAUUACUAGAAUGCAUUUCGAUGCCUGAAAUGCCUUUGGUUUUUGAGAAGCGCUAUAUAUGCUACAAGAAAGAUGGUGUUAUGCAGACAUCUCUGCAUGUCUGUUUCUAACUAACAGCUUUAUUUGCUUGAAAUCUAUGUAGGAUAGAUUACUAAUCUCUCUCUCUCUCUCUCUCUCUCUCUCUCUCUCUCUCUCUCUCUCUCUCUCUCUCUCUAGAUAUAUAUAUAGAUAUAUAUAUCCUCACUAUCUUUGGUUAUUCCUGUUUCUCCUUUGUCAGCUUUUGGAAUUUCGAUGCCCUUUUCCAGCCACAGCAGCACCCUGCUCGUGAUUCACACGACACCUUUUUUCUCCGAGGUCCCUACGUCCACUGAAGUACAUUAUAUUACUUGGGUUCCGCACAUCUACCCAUUCGAUAGAUUUCCACGAAUGAAUCAGAUUCUGUAAAUUGACGGCUCUCGUUCUGAAACAUGGACUGCAGCUCCGUCCACAACGAGGCAACUUCCUGAAGACUAUGUGGAGAAGGUCAAAUGCGUCCAUGAAUCCGGCGGCUUUGGGUCCAAAGGGUGCGCCAUAUUACACCUUUAUGUAGUCAUUUGUUGCAGCCGACGUCAUUUCUCAUGGAUGAUUGCUUUCCUCUGCAGAUAUGGGUACGAUUGGAAGAGGCAAGAGGCGAACAAGAACGUGCUCCGAACCCACACAACUGCAGUCUCUUCAAGAAUGCUGUUCUUGCUUGCACAGGUGCCAAGUUCAUGGUUUCGCUUUAUUUUUUCAAUGGCACUCCCAUUUCAUUCAUCUGAUGCUGUUGACGAUAACAAAUUUUUUGAAAUUAGCUCGGAGAGCCAAAUCGAGAUUAUAUUUUUCUUUUCUCGGUUAAAAAUUAUAUUUAUUAAUGCCUACUAAUACAUGAUGAAGACAUGGCGCUACCUCAAUGGCAUAAAUGGUAAACCACCGCCUACUAAUUUCUUAAACCUGUCCUGCAUUCUUGAACAUGGACUAUUUUAUUUAAAAUUAUCUUUAAAAUAAAUGCUAAUCCCGUCGUAGCUAUGAACUUUUAUACAUUUUUUAACCAAAAAAAAUAUAUCCAUUGCUCAUUCUUCUCACUAGAAACCAGAGCCUCUAGCCUGCUCUUGCUCAGAUUGUGUUGAAGAGGUUGGGCUUCUGACCCACUCUCUGAAUGUCGAGAUCAGGAUUCCUUCACCCCCAAGAAGUACUUCUCCAUUGACCGGGUCUUCCGGAAUGAAGCCGUCGACAGAACCCACCUCGCUGAGUUCCACCAGAUCGAAGGUCCUGACUUCUCUCCCUGUGGAAUCUCUGUUCCUUGUUUUUGUAAGCCUGCCUGAUGCUGGGUUAUCUGAUUGCAGGCCUCAUCUGUGACCGUGGCCUCACCCUUGGUGACCUCAAAGGAGUUUUAAGAUCUUUCUUUGCCCGUCUCGGUACUCAUCUAUACAUUUUUUUUAGAUGCAUUUAAUUUAAUGUUUCAUGCGAUUUUCUUUUACAGUAAAACAAAAUUAUUUAAUGGGAGGGCUUUUUUAUUUUAUUUUAUUUUAUUUUUUGGUGUGUGGGGCUGUGUAGGAAUUUCUAAGCUGAGGUUCAAGCCGGCCUACAAUCCAUACACAGAGCCGAGCAUGGAGAUCUUCAGGUGAGGGAAAUCUUCCUAAUUUCUGUUAAUAUCUGACGGAUUUUUGGUAAUCCGAUGUGGCUGGUGGGCAGCUACCAUGAGGGCCUGAAAAAAUGGGUGGAGAUCGGCAACUCCGGCAUGUUCAGGCCUGAGAUGUUGCUCCCCAUGGGACUCCCUGAGGACGUCUCUGUCAUUGCCUGGGGCCUCUCCCUCGAAAGGUAAAAUUCUAUAAAUAAAAAGAUGAAUAAAUCAGUAACUGAGAUGAUCAGGGUAACCUUGUCCUCUCUCUCGCUUAUUAAUUGUAAUGUUGAGAUAUUUUUGGGUUUUCUUUUGUUAAAUAGGCCGACCAUGAUUCUGUAUGGGAUCGACAACAUCAGGGAUCUCUUUGGACACAAGGUUCUGGUUCUGGGGCAGAAAUGACCAUAUCAGAUUUGCUCGGUUGAUUGAUUGACUGAUUUUAAUUGAGUUAUUAAUUUAUUUAUGAUUACUGUGGUGCAGGUGGAUCUGAAUCUCAUCAAGGAGAACCCCAUUUGCCGGCUCGGAAUGGACUACCCCAAGAUCUCUCCCUAG